UUAUCUGAUAAACUGGCUAAAUCGUUGAUUAGAUCACCAACUAAUGGAAAUUGGACAACUGAUGAAAUGUGCAAACAAAACGUUCAACUAGUGACUUGUAAAAAAGGGAUGUGCAAUUUUUUCGUCCAAAAACUUCACUCAGCCACCGUUCUCACUUUCUCAGACACCACGGGGCAUCAAUCCAACUACUGCAGCUAGCAGGGGGGACGGGGAAACAAUAACGGCGCCGGCAUGGCCGCGACCGCAGAGGCAGUCCCCGACGAGGUCAGAAGGCGGUGGUGGGAGGCCUUCAGCCACGGAUUCGCCGUCGACCAAGGGGAGUACGAGGAGCCGGAGGUGGACGUGGACGCCGGCUCCGAUUUCGAGAGGGUGGCGGGGAACGCCCAUACGCGCGUCGACGAGCAGAGCAUCCCCGCCGCCGCCGCCGCCCGGCACUGCGAGGGUGAGGAGGAGCUCCCUGGGGAUGGCUAUGUUCAGCUUCAAGGCAAUCUGCUGGCUGGAACGAAGAGGAAAGCGGCCGCGACACAUGCUGAGCCGCGGACUACCAAAGCGGCCAUCCAGGACGAAAAAGGUGUGUCCACUGCUGAGGAUAGCUAUGCUAAGAUCCUAGGUGGGCUGCUGCAAGGAAGGAUGAUGGAAUCACCUGCACCACCUGAAAAACAACUGCAGCCGACAACUGAAACUGAGAUCCAUGACAAAAAAUGCUCAAGUUAUAAAAAGGGUCAUCAGUUGGCGGCGGCGGAGGAGAAUUCGGGCGUCUCGGUUAGCGAGAGCGACAGCAAGAUGAAGGCGGCUUCCCAAGCGCCCGUCGAGGAGCCGAGCAGCGGCGGCGCCGCCAACCGUCAUUCUGAUGAUGCAGAGGAAUAUGUUCCUGAUCAUUACUAUGUUCAGCUUCAAGGUGGUUUACUUGGGAGGAAGUGGAACGCAAUUGCGACACAUGUUGAACCACAGACUACCGGAAAAAAGAUCCAAGACGAACAAGAUGGAGCGGUUUCUGGGGAUUGCUAUGUUCGGCUUCAAGGUGGAUUGCUCGGGAGGAAGAGGAAAGCAAGUGCGACAGAUUCUGAAUCGCAGAUUACCAGAACAGAUAUCCAGGACAAACAAGGACAAGGGGAGCACAUUACUGAUGAAGUUGGGCUGCAAGGAAGGAAGAGGGGAGCAACUGUGGCACCCGUGAAAGUGCAGAGGACAGUUGGACAUGACAAAGGUGCUCAAGGUGAGUCUCUGAGAGCCGAGAACGAGAUGCUGAGGCAGCAGCUCGUGCGCAAGACGAAAGAGCUCGAGGCUGAGCAGAUUCGGAGACUCGAACUUGAGUUGGAUAAGGAUAAGGAGAUUGAUUCCCUGGAGAAGCAGAAUGAAGAACUUAGAGCUGAGAACGAGUGCUACAGGAAGACUGCAAAGCCACCGGGAAACGCAAGGCUGUUCUGUGACGAAUCUGUACUCGGGCACUGCCCCGAGAGACGUGCUUUUGUUUCUUCUGAACAAGGAUAUGACGGUUCCCACUAACGCUUGUGGAGUUAUGCCGCUGCUGUCUGGAUCCAAGAAGCUGAUAUGCCUUUUAUUACUUCACUCUUUAGGCUAUACCAGCCGUAAUGCCAGUUAAUAGUUAGUUUCCUAGGAAUGGAUUUGCUGCAGAACAUGAAGAUGUCUGCACUGUACUCCUCUGAUGGCUAUGUGAACUUGAAGGUGUUAUCUGACUAGUGCUGAAUAUUGUGGGCAACGACUGACGAGUAAGGAAUGUAUAUGGGGAUCCAUUGAAUUUUUUUGUCAACAAGAUGGAAUUGAUUGGACUGGUCGUGAUUAA
Molecule: messenger RNA, 1804 nt
Organism: Lolium perenne
Lineage: Eukaryota; Viridiplantae; Streptophyta; Magnoliopsida; Poales; Poaceae
Source: RefSeq, a predicted model, not a curated record